CUUCGCUCGACCUCCACCCACGCGUUUUCUCUCUUGAGAUCGAUCUUCUUUUGUUUACCAUAUUGUUUUUUUUUUUUUUUUUUUCUUAUGACAAAUGUAUUACGGUUGAACAGAUCGUAUGAAAUAACAAAAAAUAUAUAUAUAACGCUACUGCAUACGUAAUUAGAUUUGCGAUUGAUUUAGGCGUCGUUCAUUGUUAUUCAAGUUUACAUGGUUGGUUAAUAAAACUUGGCAGUGCGACGAGUGCGGUAUUAUCGAAGCACUCAGCUGAUUCUGUAGACUAAAUUGGAACUCUGCUGGGGAUCCCCUAUUUUUCAGUCACAAGUAACAAACGCCGGUUCGCCGAAUACAUCUUCAAAACAAGCGUUCCUAAUUGAAUAACAGUCAUCGCUGCAUGCAAUGAGCAGAAAGCUCGAGUGCGCGCGUAAAUAAUCGUCUUGCCAGUUCAAGUGUCAGUCGGUCAGUCGGUAGCGUGCGUCGGAAAAAAAAAAAAAAAAAGAAAAAAGAAAAACAAGCGAGCGUGACUAAACAAAAGCGCUCGAACCUACUAUAGUAGGUGUACUGACGAGAGUGCCAACCGUAAACACUGGGAGCAGCGUGGGGAGUGAGAUAAUAGAUGAGCGCUUGCGCGCGCGUCAGUCCGUGUUUAGGUGAUCGCAGUGAAAAUAAACCAAGCGAAAAAUAAUAAGGUUAAGGUCGCGUGCCAGGUCGUUUGAGUGUUAUCGGAGGAGUGGUGUUAUCUAUUAGGUGUGCCAAUGCAAGUGUACACGUAUGAUUUGCGGAAACGGCUCGAAUGAGAGCGUAGCUGCUUGUAAUAAGCGUGAUUGUGAAAAUUGAAGUGAGUGACGUCGGAGAAGAAAAGGAGGGACAACCCCGUGAUUUCGGUUUUGCAGGAAAAGAGUUCUUUCGGAAGUGGAAAAACUGCUCCACAUCUACCAACGCAACGAGCAACAAACGAAAAGCCGGUGAACUCGAGAGAUUACGUGAUGUACAACUUUUACUAGCGGAGAACAAGCAACACCAAGCAUCAUCCGUCGGAAAAUGACAAGGUGACGACAGCGUGGUACGGCAACAAGCGAAAGUCUUCGUCAAUCCACGACGGGCAAGAUUACCACCAUCAGCAUCAGCAGCAGUUGUCCCAACUGGACAAGAUGGCCAAGGGCGCGGAGAGGCUGCCUGGAACUAAUACUCGCAUACGCACACGCGACGACGGCUGUUGCUCCGUCAACUUUCUCAAAUACGUCCUCCACAUUUAUAAUGUCGUACUAUUCUUAUCAGGCUUGGUCGUGGGUGGAAUCGGCAUUUGGACUGUGGUGGCGAAGCAUAGUUAUAUAUCGCUGAUGACAACCUCAACGUAUCCAAUUUUGGCAUAUGCACUUGUAGCUGCGGGUGGACUCGCUAUUAUAGGGAGCUGGCUAGGCUGCGGUGGUGUCACCUCAGAGAACAGAUGCGUUAUACUCGUGUACAUUUUCGUUGUCAUGAGUGUUUUCGUAUUGGAAGCUGGAGUUGGUGUUUUGGCUCGUCUAUACGAAGAACAGGUUGGGCCAGAGCUAAGAAUGAAUUUAAAUCGCACUUUCCUUGAUACUUAUUCCUUAAGGUCGAAAGAAACUGUUGCAAUUGAUCAAAUGCAGAAAGAAUUCAAAUGCUGCGGAGCUGUGAGAUUUGAGGACUGGUUACUAAGCGAAUGGUACAAGGACGAAGAAGUGCAAAAGAAUGGUAGCCUAGUACCGGACAGUUGCUGCAAGACACCUAGCUACCUAUGUGGAAAACGAGACCAUCCGUCAAACAUACAAUAUACAGGCUGCAUCUACAAGUUCAUCGAAACGACGAAGGAUCACCUGAUAAUCCUGGGCGCGAUCGGCCUCGGCCUGUGCGUCCUCGAAGUGUUCGGCAUCGUGCUCGGCUCCUGCCUCUACAUCAAGCUCAGGCACGACUUCGACGACUGAGAGCUGCUUUACGCCGAGGCGAACAACAACAGGCACUCCUGGUGCCGCUACCCUCAGGAGCCCGCCUGAUAGAACGCCAGGUAGUAGUGCGAUUCCUCUCGGUCCCUCUAGAUCACUCGCUCAUUCGGGGACUGAGAGCCAAAUGAAAUCGCGCUACUACUUUUGUUCACGUACGAAUAGGCAUACGUACAAGCGCAUGUAUGUGUAUACGUUUUUGCAAGAUUAGUUGAUUCUGGGUUGCUUUGUUUCGAUGGAUAACCCAGUGUCAACCGUAUUGACAAGUUUGUAAAAUUAUUUAUCUAUUUAUUGAACGAAUAUGCCAUCGAAGGUAAAAGUCACUAGUGGUUUCGAGAACAUUAUAAUUUGCUUGUAUUGAUUCGGUUUUAGUACGAGCAUUUUUUAGGUGUAAGACUGUAGUUUUAGAUGUGGCAAUGGUAUACGUAUUGCUCUCCUCUCCUAUAUUUUACAUGGCUUUGUCUUUUAUCAAAAAUCUAUUGAGGUUAACAUCGAAAGCAGCUUUUUUAGUUUCUUUGUAAAUAAUGUAGCAAAACUAUAUUUAUGGAUGUAUAUGAUUAGAGAAUAAAAAAUAUAUAUACGAAGAGACCAAAGUUUUUAAAAAACUUGAGAGUAUUUUCUUAAGCAAAUCAGUUCUACCGAACUUCUUACUAUACGUCUGGUGUAAGAAAAAUAUAUAAAAUCAUGAAUGAAAAUAAACUGCAUAAUGUUUAGCCGAAGAAGCAACAAAUCGAUACGAAUUAGUGUAAAAAAUAAUAUGUUUAUACUAAAGUAAAGGGUAAUUGUUCAACGUUAUUUUAGAAUUUGAAAAUAAAUAAAAUUACUUUUACCUUGUGAGAUCACAGCCUAUCAAACUGUACGAGGGUUUUUUUUAUAAUGAACCUGAUACUGCCUGGGGUAUGCUUCUUCAUUCUAAAGAUAUACGCUUUGUAACUGUUACGCAAGUUUAAAAAAAAUGUCAGUGAAAUUACAAAAAAAGAGUGUUUUAGUCGUAUACGAGACGUAACUAAAAAUUAAAACUGCCUAAUUUUUGUAAACAAACUUGUACUACCAUUUAUUUGCAUAACAAAGAGUUAUAAAAAUGUUGGUACUGACUAUGGAGUGGGCAAAGUUUGAAUACGAUUAAAAGCCAUUGAAUUGUCUAUGGAUGUCCGCACUAGUCAAUUAGAUUUAGCGAAGAAAAAUGAUUACUAGAAAAUCAGCACAACAGAAACAUAAAUUUUAAAAAGUUUCCUUAUUUUUUGAAAACUGCUCUGAUUUUUUUAUGUACACUAUGGACUAAUUUCUGUGAAAAAUAUGAAUAACUGAACUAUGAUUCCUACUUCAAUGGAUCGACGUGAAAAAUAGAUACGGAACCGUUACCUUUGCCAGUACCUUUUUUAUAUUUGAUACUAACAUAAUCAUGUACAAAGAGUAAAGCAUUUUUGACAAAUGCUCGAUUUUAAUGUAUGCAUGUAAAAAUUUUCCAUGUCAAAAUUUAACGACAGCGUGUAAUAAGCUAUAAAAAAAAAACUGCACACAGUGCCUUGGAAAAUUAUGCGAAUUAUUAUUCUAGCACAUUUAUUUAGUUGUAGUCUACGAGUCAAUGUCCAAUUAAUGGCAGAUGCGAGAGAAAAAAUCAAAAAUACUUUUAUCCGAUCAAUUUUAUUGUCAUUUGAAUUCAAAUGUUAAAGUACUCCAAUAAUUAUUUCAAGUUCCAUCACCGUUUUUGUAGUAAUACGAAAUCAUGAAAUUUUGAUAAUUAAUCGAUAAGAAUUUUCAAAGCUUUUGUAUUAAAUUUUUAUGAAACAAUUAUGUAAAUUGCUACGAGUAGUUCGGCGUGCCUAAUAAAUCCUAUGAGAAAGUU
Copidosoma floridanum is the source of this 3807-nucleotide messenger RNA. Its product is annotated as CD151 antigen. The record is from RefSeq and is a predicted model, not a curated record. NCBI's taxonomy places the organism in Eukaryota, Metazoa, Arthropoda, Insecta, Hymenoptera, Encyrtidae. Gene Ontology annotation, cellular component: plasma membrane.